Penicillium cataractarum is the source of this 2037-nucleotide messenger RNA. RefSeq names its product DNA-(apurinic or apyrimidinic site) lyase APN2. The record is from RefSeq and is a predicted model, not a curated record. Gene Ontology annotation, molecular function: DNA-(apurinic or apyrimidinic site) endonuclease activity; zinc ion binding; phosphoric diester hydrolase activity. The transcript has 5 exons. Gene Ontology annotation, biological process: base-excision repair. The coding region runs from base 1 to 2037 and encodes 678 amino acids. NCBI's taxonomy places the organism in Eukaryota, Fungi, Ascomycota, Eurotiomycetes, Eurotiales, Aspergillaceae. Gene Ontology annotation, cellular component: nucleus.
AUGGGGUUUCGCAUCACGACGUGGAAUGGUGAGUGGCUUGUCUCUGGUCGGAAGGAAGUUCCUGCAGAGAAGUCAAUAUCAAGGCUAAAUGAGUGGUUAAGGAACCCAUUCUCAUACGAGCCAUGGAGAGGGACUCGAACCUUUGAGUCCAUGUUCGAUAUCCUAGAAUCGGACAUCGUGGUAUUCCAGGAAACCAAAAUCCAACGAAAAGAUCUCCGAGAUGAUAUGGUCCUAGUCCCGGGAUGGGACUGCUAUUUCAGCCUGCCCAGGGUUAAGAAAGGAUACUCUGGGGUCGUGAUAUACACACGCAAUGCGACAUGCGCGCCAAUUCGAGCCGAGGAAGGCAUUUUUGGUGUUCUUUGCCCACCCAAUUCAUCAAUCCCUUUCCGAGAUCUCCCAGAAGACCAGCAGAUUGGCGGGUACCCGACUUUCGAGCAGCUCAGAAGACCGGCUGCUGUCUUGGAAGAUACUGAUUCAAAUGACGAGGAAGAUGAGGAGAGACCAGCCGAUGAGCCUAUUGAUCCAGCAACUCUGGACUCCGAAGGACGGUGUGUCGUCCUCGAAUUCCCGGCCUUUGUGCUCAUUGGCGUAUAUUGUCCUGCGAAUCGCGACGAAAGCCGGGUUACAUUCCGGCUCGGCUUUCUCAAUGCUCUUGACGCUCGAAUUCGGAAUCUGGUCGCGAUGGGGAAGCGAGUGUUUGUGACUGGCGACAUCAACAUUGCCAAGCAGGCCAUCGACUCCGCUCAUGUUCUCGAAGCCAUUCGCAAGAACACUGCAACGGAGGACACGUAUAUCACCGUGCAAUCCCGGAGGCUAUUCAACCAGUUACUGGAUGACGGGAAGGUCGUUGGGCCCCGCGAAGAAGGCAGGGAAAAGCCUGUGAUGCACGAUAUAUGCAGGUCCUUCCAUGCUGACAGGGCUGGGAUGUACACUUGCUGGGACACAAGGCUCAAUACCCGACCGGGAAAUUUCGGGGCACGUAUCGAUUACGUGCUCUGCAGCCUCGAUAUGAAGGACUGGUUUGCCGACUCGAACAUUCAAGAGGGCUUGAUGGGGUCGGAUCAUUGCCCUGUUUACGCGGUCUUCAAGGACAACGUACCUCACGAUGGGAAAACGGUACACAUUCGAGAUAUUAUGAACCCACCGGGCGCGUUCAAAGAUGGCGAGCGCCAGCGGGUGUACUCGUCCCAGUGGAUGCUACCAGGAUCAGGACGCCUGUUACCCGAGUUCGACGUCGACAAGCGUCGCAGCAUCAAGGACAUGUUCGCGCGCAAGCCGGCUCCUAGCCUCUCUCGCUCGCCAUCCACGGCCAGUGCCCUGGGAAACACGACCGUGGCUCUGGACACGGAAUCGACCGCAUUACAGACAGCCGCACUCAGCGAAAAGCCUCCCAUCCCACCCAUCUCCAGUCAGAAUCAGUCCUCGAAUACCCUGUCCCGCAAGCGAUCACAGCCUCUUCCAGCGACUUCCGUCAAGCGCUCCAAGUCCUCGGCCACACCCACAUCUACGGCUACAGCGGGUCAGAAAACACUCAAAGGCUUCUUCAAGCCGAAGUCCGUCGAAGGCAGCGCAUCCGUCAAGCCCUCUACAGCUUCGCCAAAGACCAAGAUCCAGCCUAGCGACGACGGAACAUCAUCCCCUACAAAGACCGGUGCGAAUGCCACUCUCACCACUAACACACCAGGAACUACCCCCCAGCCUUUCGAGCCCACCAUCGAUACCCAGUUCUCUGCAUCAGAGACACGCUCUACACAAUCCUCGCCCGGCAAGUCCCAAACAGAGACGAUCAUCGAUCCCAUCGUCAGCAAAGAAGACUGGAACAAGCUGUUCACCAAGAAACCCGCUCCCCGUUGUGACAGCCACCAAGAACCCUGCGUCAGUCUGACCACAAAGAAACCGGGCAUGAAUCGCGGCCGCGCAUUCUGGAUCUGCCCGCGGCCUCUCGGUCCCAGCGGCGAGAAGGAGAAGGGUACACAAUGGCGUUGUCCGACGUUCAUCUGGGCCAGUGAUUGGAACUCGGCGUCGCAAGGAGAGUGA